Ambispora leptoticha is the source of this 178-nucleotide messenger RNA. The record is from the annotation of a GenBank genome assembly. NCBI's taxonomy places the organism in Eukaryota, Fungi, Glomeromycota, Glomeromycetes, Archaeosporales, Ambisporaceae.
AGAAAUAUGAAUUUGAUAAGGAAUGUGUUGACUUUUUGGGUUACCGUAUUACGCCCAGAGGGAUCCAAAUGGACUCCAGUAAAGUUGAAAGCCUCCUCUCAUGGCCCACCCCAACAUCCAUUAAAGAUGUGCAAAGGGAGUCCUGCGUCCAGUUGCGUAUUACUCGCGAAAGUUUACG